Stylonychia lemnae is the source of this 5151-nucleotide messenger RNA. NCBI's taxonomy places the organism in Eukaryota, Ciliophora, Spirotrichea, Sporadotrichida, Oxytrichidae. The record is from the annotation of a GenBank genome assembly.
AUGAGACCUGCCUCCUAUAGAGCUUUUCAACCUGGUCACUUUAAAGGAGAUAAUGAUGAUAUCGAAGAGCCUAGACUCACCAUCAUUCUUCCAGAAUAAGAUUCAUUAACGGUUCGAAAAGGAGGUUAGACUUUAUUACCCUUGAGAUUAGAUGAUACAAUCUUAGAUGUGUCUGGAGACUUUUCUGACUGCUCGAAAUCUGAAAAUGGUGGUAAGCACCCUGAAAACUACGAAGAAGAUUCUAAUAAAAGCAACUAAGCAUCAUUUUUUGAGAAAUCACAACACAAAAAUAGUAUGGUCCUUAACGUUGAGGAGUAUUAGUACAAGGAUCCCAUCAAAAUAUACAAUAUGGAGCAGCUCUUUGAACUAUUCGGAUAUGAAAAGAAAUUUGUGUACAAGAAUUCGGUCUAUCAACUUGAUGUAACAUUAUCAGAGGAUCCUGAAAGUGACACUAAUGAGGAAGUCAAGGCUUAAUUGACUCGGACAAAUGAAACAAUGGAAAAUAUUGCAAGAAUUACAUAAAACAAUAAUGGUAAUUCAAAUAAUCACACUAAUAAUGAUGAUACUCACCAGAUUGAAACUUUAAACAUGCUAUCUGACUAACUUCAAGAUUAACAAAUCUUAUUGGAGGUAGAAUAAAAUCAGUCAGAUGAUUAAGAGUUGAUAGUAGUUUAUUCUGAUACCUAACCAAAAAUAACUAUUCUCUAAACUGAUCAUUAGGAUAAUAACAUGACCCAAGAGAAUGAAAGCUCUUAGAUGAUAAGUAUGAAUAAUGUAGCAGAGCAAAUUCAAUAAAAAUAGAAUCACAUUUAAAUAGUCAAAGAUACUUAUUAUGAAGAUCAAAAUGAAGAAGAGAAUUCGAUAACUGAAGAGGAAUGGGAAAAUCUAAAGCGCCAGCAUCUCCAGCUUAUGAAUUCCAGCAAUUUGAUGGGCUAAUAAAGUCCUAAGAGCUAUUUAAGUAUGAGCCCACCUCUAUAAAACGAUUCAAUAAAGGAGUCUAAGUCCAAAGAUAAAAAGCAAAAAAAUGAGGGAUCUAGUAUUCUUUAAGAAUUCUUAUUGGAAGAUGAAGAUGAAGAAUAAAUGCAACCUCUUUCCUCCAAAGAUGAUCCUAACCAGAAAGAUACAAAUCAUUUAGAGGUAUUUUCCCAAAUCACUAAAAUGCAUAAAGAAAAUCUUAGUUUAAUUGAGUAACUUAGAGAGGCAAAGAAGCAAUUAGAAAAAAUGAAUUAAAGACUGCUUAGUACAUAACUUGCCAAUAAGCUGUAGCAGCAAACUCAUUUCGCUUACAUGUUUGCAUAACCCUUAGUUUUGGCCUCAACAAGGUUUAAGAUUAAAUUUGAAAUGGAACAGAUAAUGGAUUUUAACAAAGAAUUCAAUGAAAUUAAAAGCACGCUUUCCAAGACAAAUAGAGAGAUAAAAGCUAAAUUCAGAUAGUGCACUUUGAUUAACUUUGCUGCAAUUUUAAGUUAAAAGCCAAUUUCUCUUCACUUCUCUGGAUAUGGCGUUGAUAAUAGCUAUUCUAGCUUUGUAGGGUCUCCUGGCAGCAAAAUUAUCAAUGAAGAGGAUUAUCUACUCUUUGAAACUGACGAUGGAUUAGGUGAGUUAGUAAGUGAGAAAACUAUCCAAGCCUUGAUUAAGUCCUCGAAUGCUAAUCUUGAGUUUGUUUUUGUAGCUUCAAAUUAAUCAGAGAUUGCAGCCAAUAUAUUCCUCAAUGCAGGAGCGAAACAUGCUAUUUGCAUUAGACAGGGUGAAAAGAUAAGUGAAAGUGCUCUGAUUGCAUUUUUGAAGUUAUUUUAUAACUUAGUUUUCAACUAAAGUAUGAAUAUCUGCGAAUCCUUUAAGUUAGCUCAGAAAAAGAUAGAGGUUAUAUAUGGUUUAUCAGAAUCACUAAAGUUUAACAUAUUAGUCAGAUAAGAAAAUGAAAACCUUGAUUUAAAUGACAAUAAUGGCAGAAACUCAUCUCUCUAAUUCUAUGAAAACUCUUAAAUUAAAACUGGGAGUCAUCAAUGCAAGAUAUUUGGCCCACUUAAAAAAGGGAAAUUAGAUCAUCAGGAGAUAUAAGUUAGAUUUAAUAAUUUAAAGCCAGUUAAUGAAUCUUUAAAAGCAAGGUAGAGAGAUAUGCAUGAAACUGUUUCAGAAAUAAUUAAUAAUAGAUUGGUAACUAUUUUAGGACUUCCUGGAGUAGGUAAAUCUUCCCUUCUUAAAUCCACAUGCCAGUAUCUAAUGGAGAGAAAUACAUUUUAGGCUGGGAUUCUCUAUCUGUCUCUCAAAGGUUAUCAAAAUCAAGGACUCAUUCUAAGAAAGUUUUAAUCUGCCUUCUUGAAAUAAGAAUUGAAGGAUAAAAGUUAAACCGAUAAUAGUUAUCUAGAAAUGAAUAGUGUCUAAAUCUUCACAAAGAUAAUGGAAAGUUUGAUGAUUCUAGAACAAGAACUGCUAAUAGUAUUUGAUAAUACUGAGGAAAUAAUGUAUCAUGAUAAGUCAAAAUAUAGAUCAUUUUUAAGCGAAUUACUUAACGCAUCGAGCUAUGUCAAGAUAGUGCUGACUAGCAGAAGCACUCUUGGAGAUAUUUAAGAAAUCAAAGAAAAAGUUUAAGUCAUUAAUGAGAUAAGCACUUCUAACUUUAUUAAACUCUAUCUUUCAAAAGCCAAAACUGUACCUAUUGAAGAGAUUUAGGAACUACUAUCUUAUACUUCAUAAGAAAAUAUUGAAAAUCUAAGCUAAGAAUAGAUAGUUAAAAUGCUAGGAGAACACCAACUAUUUAAGAUAAUAUGUGGGAUUCCAUCUUCAGCAUUAAUUUUAGCUAAACUGAAUUAAAAGCUAACUUUGAAGUAAAUAUACAAUUUAUCGGUGAGUAGAGAAGUAAAGCAAGUUGUCUCUUCAGAUGGAAUUAAAAAUAAUUCGUUACUAGGACUUCGAAUCCUUGUCGAAAUCAUAAUUAAUCACAUUGAUAAUGAAGACCCAAAAACUGUUUAAUUCUUUUUCUUGAUAGGAUAACUACCUGGUGGAAUUAAAGAUAAAGAGCUACAGAAGAUAUGGGGAUCAGACUACACGAUUCACUUGAAUACUCUAAAAGACUAUGGAAUAAUCGAGGUUUUAUAGAACCCAAACACUGGAAGGCUAAAGAUAUCUCUUUCCCCUUUUAUCUAAACUUACGCCUCAUCUAAGAUAAGCAAGAAUGAUAGAAUUUACUUUUCCAAUGAGCUGAGUUACUUCUACGAUAAGUUAUUGAAAAAAAUAUUUGAAAUCAAUCACAAAAGCAGAAAACAUUAUGAUAAAAGAGCAUAGAGAGACUACCUCUUAAGAGUGCAGAUGUUGAAGCACGAAUGUAAUGUUCAAGCAUUAAUAAUGAGAAUGAUUGAUCAGCCUACUCUUAAGAGAAGAAGUCUAUCCAAGUGUGAAGCAUUCUAAAAUCUCCAUAAUUCACCUGAUAAAGAUAGCAGAACUAUGUCAAAAAUAGAGGAUGAGAUCAGCAUUUAGUUAAGUGAAAUUAAUCCAAGAGAAGCAGAGGAACUUUGUCUUAUUGAUAAUGUAGUGAAAGAUGCAUUUAUUCAAUUUUCAAAGCCUGAUUACGAUCAUCAUUUCAUGUCCCUUAUCUAGCUGAUGAAAGAUUGUUAGCUUUAAAAUAUUCUAAGUAGUAAUAAAAAGAGGUAUCAUAGAAAAUAAGGUUUAUGGCGAUCUUUCUAAGAAUCAACCCCCUCUAGAUUCUUGAAUAAUUCUAAUUCGAAUACGGAUACUCAGGAGGAAAGUCUUCAUUACAUUGAAAGACUAGUCAUAACCUAUUGCUUGAAUCUAUAUCUAUUUGAUGAGAUAGAUAUUGCAAAGCAAUUUAUUGAAAAUUAAGCUAUGUUUGUAGAUGGGAAUGGAUUGUUCAAGGCGAACAUUUACAAAGUAGCUGGUCUGGUCUACUUUAGAUGCGAUGAGGCCAAAAAGGCUUAAUUUGCAUUUGAUAAGUCUAAGAAAUUAUACAGGGAUCUUGACAAUACUCAUGGAGUAGCGUUAACAAGAUUUGCUCUUAAUUACAUUGCUAAGAUGCAACUAGAUGAUCUAAAAACAAUAACUGCCUAAUAAAACAGACAAGCUUGCAGACUAUGGGGAAAAUUUACUAAAAUUUUAGAGAACUUUUAAAAAGUUGAUCAUAUUGUUGGCCAAGCCUUAACUCAUUAAUGCCUCUCCUAGCUCUUCAAAAUCUAAUUUACUGCUAAAAAGAAUGCUCCUGAUCUUGAAUAGCUUUAAUAUGAUUUCCUAGAGCAUCAAGAGUAGUAUCAAAAGCUUUUAUAAGACUUUCAAAAUUAUCAAAAUAAGGCUUACUGUCCUCAUAUUAGGAGAGUAUAAGGGCCAGAAAUUAGUUUGAUUAUGGAAUUAGUAAAAACAAAUGAGAGCACAAACUUAUUCCCGCCUUUCAAUAAGAAUCACUCAGACAUGGAUUAAAACUAUUCAAAUGAGGAAUCGCUUUUGAUUUUAGAUGAUAUGGAUGAUGAAUCAGCCUAUACAAUGGAUCCUCGAUCCCCGAAUGAUAAUUCUUAGAACUUCCUUUCUCCAAGCACUAUUAGACAUCACACAACUAAUGAGGAAGAGAGAAAGAUUUAUAGUGGUUCAAAAAUCAUUAUUGAAAGUUUGGAGGAUGAAGAUUUGCUCUAGGAUGAAACUGCAAAAACAUUCAGCCCUUCACUUCUAAAAAGUGAUAGAAAUUCCAAUUUGACUAAUACAAGAAAUACAGGAGAUGGAUAAUUUAAUGAUGGAAAUAGUAAUAAUAAGUCAGAAGAUGAGGUAAGAUUUGAAGAUAAGACUUCUAAGGAUUUGGAAAAUUCAAAUAAUGACGACCCUAAUUGCUUAGUACCACCGAAGUAUUUCACAAGUAAUUCUAGAAGAUCUAUGAAGAUGUCUCCACUAGAAGUAGUAGAAGAGGAAACUGAGUAUAGUUUCAUUGAAUAAAUAGAUAAGAAGGAUCCUAAACCUCGUUACUCUAUGCAAAAGCUUCCUCAUACGACUAAGAUGAAAUAAUAUUUAGAAAGUAAUUCGUAGCCAGGAAAGAUAAAAUUAAGGCAUAGUUUAACAGAUAGGAAAGUAUAAAGACCUAAGUCUUCACACGGGACAGUUGGAUCUGCAUAAAAGGUAGUAAAGGUAAAAAGUUAAAAUAGCUUUCAUAAAUGA